UGAUAAACACUUGGAUGUUUAUCUCUGUACUGUUGAAUGUUCCCCACCCUCCUACACUCACAUACCUUUUUCUUCGCCUUAUUCGGUUUCGACUUUUCACCACCAGUCGAACAGUAACAGUAAUUCGCAUUAGAUAAACACCGUGCUUCGCACAAUAUGUAAACAAUAAUUAUUUUUCAACAACCUAAUUGUUUUAAAUUUAAUAUUACAUUAAUUCAUUAGGUAUGCUGCAUGCUGACGAGUACCCAUCAUCAUCAUCUGAUUCUUCUCCUUCACCUCAAUUAGAAAAUAUGGAUUUCGAUGCCACGCCGGAAAAGGCAGUAUUUGGCAUAGAUUUAGGCGGAACUCGCACCCGUGUAUCGAUUAUGCGACGAUCAAAAGAUGCUGAAGAUGAAGACGAUUUGGAACCAAUGAUCAUCAAGGAUAUUCCAUCGGUUGUUUCUUUUCUUAAAGAUGGCAAAUGUCUGGUUGGUUGGGCUGCUGCUAAGAGAACAGUCGCUAGUCCUUUAAAUACUUUCCACGCGACGAAACGAUUGAUAGGCAGACGCUACGACGAUCCUGUCGUUCAAGAAAUAAUGAAUCGUUGUGGUUAUAAAAUUCACGAAUACACCGACGGACAAACCUGCUUUCUAAGCAGCAACAGAAACCGAGUAUUGACCGCACCGCAAAUAGAAACUCUCAUUUUAUUAAAACUAAAAGAAUUUUGCGAGAAGGAAUUAAAUACUAUUCCUCUGGAAAAUAUCGUGCUCACUGUACCUCCAUACUUCAACGAUAAUCAAACCCAAGUUAUCAAAGAAGCAGCCUCAAUUGCUGGAUUAAAUGUCUUGGGUGUGAUUAAUACUCCUGUUGCUGCCGUCCUGGCUCAUUCUGAAACCCAUGAAACUUUGCAUGGUAGUAAAACUGUUGUUGUUUACGAUUUUGGCGGCAGUACCUUUCAUGUAACAGUUUUGAAACUUACCGAAGACGCUACCGAUCCUGAAGUGUUAUCUACUCAGGAAGAUUUAUCUUUAGGCGGAGAUGAUAUUGAUAAAAAGUUGGUCGAUUACUUGGUCACCGAAUUGGAACGUCAAACUGGAAUCAAUGCCAGGCUAUUGGGGACCUUGAUGCAAUGCAUUAAAUUGUCUGCCGAAAACGCUAAAAUAGAUCUAUGUGCUUAUCCCGAAGUCGACGUGAAUUUUUGGGCUAUCCGUCUCCCUGGUCUAGAACCGCGAGUUAAACGAAUAACCAUAAAGGUGACCAGAAACCAUUUCGAAGAAUUAAUCGCAGAAUUAAUCAAUAAAACAAUUAGUUUAUGCCAAAAUGCGUUAGAAGAAGCCAAAAUAUCAACGUCAGAUAUCGACGAAGUUUUAGCAAUCGGUGGUACCUGCAAAAUACCAAAGGUACGAGCCACCAUCGAAGAAAUUUUCGGUAAGGAGCCCAUUGGAGGUACAAGGGGCUUCGAUCGUGCCAACUCUGUGGCAGUCGGAGCAGCCAUUCGCGCCCAUGAUUUAAUAUCUGAAAUUUCCAACGUACAACAACCACCCGAUCAUCUGAUCAGCAUUCCAAAACCUGUAAUGGAGGGUGAAACAUUCCAUUAUGAAAUAAUGGACGAUGAACCAGACAUGGAUGCGAUUGCGAUGAAUUGCGUACAAUCAAACAUAAUUACGAUAUACACGGCGGAAGAAGCGGAUUCGUUGCUUUUGAAGGAGUACAACGCCGAUCCAGGAAACUCUACUGCUGACAAAGAUGUCAAUUAUAUUAUAGCAUACGGACAAUUAACGGAAAAGAGGAGAAGUGUGGAUGAAGUGCAUCUACCCCAAGAAUUAGAAGAUAUACUCGAUGUUUACCGACAAGGCAGAGAUAAGUACGUGAAAAAAGAAUUGACUCGUAUGAGUUACCAAGGCGGGCCACGACGUUUUUGGUAAUUUUGACUACUUAAUAUAAUUCUCCGCUAUUUCUGAAAAAUUUUGAAUUUAACUUCGAUGAUUUGAAUUUGGAUAAUUGACUGUUUCGUGUAAAAAGUUUACUAUGGGUACUGUUACGAAUAUAUUUUACAUAAAUACCGUUAAUGACUUCGAUGCGAAUUUCUUGCUGAGGUAAUGUUGUGUCGAAAGUGUAAUGCUGAGCUUGCAGAAACACAUAUGAAAAAUCGCGUGAUAUAACGGUACAUCAAAAAUAUGGAAGGGAAUUCUUUGGCGAAUUAUUUAAUUAUUAUUACCGAGCAAAAUAGUCGAGAAAAAAAAAAGACCAAUGUUAGAAAUUCACACCUCUGUUUUUUUUCAAAUCCUUCCAUAUCUCGUUUUCCAAGUAUUAUUAGAGUUAUGGUAUUUUCGAAGUGAUUUUUUUAAAAUAGUAGAAACAGAUAAAUUUUAUUAUGUUGCACCUGUGGUAAAUUUUAAUGAAUCGAUUUGAAAGUUUGUUGUGUUAAAUGAGUUUUAUUUAAAAGCUGUAAAGAUAUUUAUCUUUAAAUGGUGUCGGAAAUAUUACGUUGUAUUGGCUGUGUUUUACGAAGAAAAUCAAUUUGAAUUUUGUUGUGUCGUUUUGAAUUGAGUUGGAAAUUUUUAAAAAAUCAAAUUGAAGAAAUCUGUGUCCUAUUCGUCGAGGUUUGAAUAUUCGAUUACGGUUCUAAGAUUGAAGAUUGGUUUUGAUUGGUCCAGAUCCCCCCUAACAACUUGGCGCCCAACUACGUCGAAUCCUGUCCUGAAUCAAAGGGUCCAAUUUAUACAGAAGUUGUUAUCUAGUUGUUCAAUCCAGUCCAGAUCGAAUCAAAGGGUCCAAUUUAUACAGAAGUCGUUAUCUAGUUGUUCAAUCCAUUCCAGAUCAGAGGGUCCAUUUUUCCUGUGAAAACUCAAGAUGUCUGGUCAACAUUCAAUCCAGGUAGAAUGAUUUUACGUACAUCAUCGAAUUCGUGAAAUUUGAGAGAAAGUAGAUUGGAAAAUUCUGUGUUCAUGUGUAACUUUACUAUUUACUGAUUUUUGUCCCAAAUUUUUACUUUAUUUACAAUUUUGAAAUUCAUUUUGGUCCCAAAUUUCAAAUUUUAUUUACGUUUUUGAGACUUAUUUUGUACCAAAUUUUAAUGGUAUUUACUUUGCGAUUUAUUUUGUCCCAAAAUUUCAAAUUUAUUCACAUUUUCGUUAUUUAUUGUUUCCCAACUUUGAAUCAGUGUACUUUAAUUGAAAUACGUAAAUUGAGAUAUUUUAUCAGAAUAAUCAUAAUGACCAACGACCAUACAACACUGACGAUAAUCUGCAAAACAAUAACUUCAAAAACAAAAAUGAUGAAAAAUCAGCAGAAACGCAAAAAAACCAAUUAAAUAGGGGUACCAUUUUCACAAUAAAAAAGCGGAGAUGGGGAAGAGGUAGGGCAGAAAAUCUUUUCUGAAAUUGGUAAUGAUGUAAAUAAAAUAAUAAAAAAUAACCCUUCCCUCAAAAUCUCUGAAUAUCAGAUUGUAAAUUUGACUUAGCAAACAAAAAACUAAAUGCAAUAAUCGAAACUGGAUCAUUUUAUUACUUCCUGACAUCUAUCAUGUACGAUUACAAACAUUACAACUGCCAACAAAAAAUAAAAUAAAAUAAAAACUGGAAAUAGAAAAUUAAAAAACUGGAAAUAACAGGGAAAAUGUGAAAAACAAUGACAGAAAUGAAAAUCUUGAACCAAUUGUUGAAAUGAAACGCCAAAAUGAUAAAAAACUGCGAAAAUCAAACAAUCACGUGAGGUAAAGAACAUUGAGAAUGGUGAAAAUGAGAAAUGGGAUGAAAAUGUAAACAAUGAAAAAGUAAAUGAUGAAAACUAUGAAAAAAAAAAUAUUGAAAAAAAAAGUGUGAGAAAGAGAUUAAAAGGGAAAAAUGAAAUAAGGAAAAAGUGUGAGAAAUGAAAAAGUGAAUUUAUUGAAUGGGAAAAAUACUACAAAUUUGGAAAAUUUGAAUGAAUGAAAAAAUAAAAAAACAAAAAACAAAUGAGGAAUUAUUAACAACGAAAAUGAGGAAGAAUAUUAACAACCUGAAAAAUUUAUUCUGGGAAUAUUUACGAAAAAUUGUUCAAAUUAACAAGGACAAAUUCUCUGAAUCUGAUUUGGCGAUUAGGUAAGGGAAUAAGAUGAGGGCCGCGCGCCAACGCAACCCAAAUCCUAAAUAAUUGUUUAACAGAACAAUAAUAACUACGUGUAAUAUUAUCAGAAUGAUUAACACAUGAAAGAAAAGGUCAAAGUCAGUAUUUUCUUAUGUUUGGGAAGCAUGCCACCCUACCAAUUCAAAAUAAAUACACCCUAGGGUGAAAAAAUUGAUAGAACGGACAAAGCUUCUCAGACUACAUGAAUUACGAGACAAAGUACUAAAGUGGAUUGAAAAAAAAAAAAAAAAUGAAAAAUGAAAAGAAAAAAAAAUAUAAAUUAGUUCUCAUGUUGAUUGUUCAUAUAUGUACUCAAGAAAAAAUUGGUUUUUGAGCGGAAAAAAAUCUCAUACAACAAAUUUACCUAUUUUAAUGACCCUAAAGAUGUUAUUUAUUAUUGUACUGUCAAAUCAUUUUAUGUAUGUUCACAAAACUUAUAGAUAUUGACCCUGAGUCUCAUUUUAUUGAAAACUUAUGUACCUAUGUAUGUAUGUACUUUUACUGAUAUGGUGAAUUCUUGUUUCCUUCAUUGUAUAUGCAAUAUAUUUACAUGUCUUAAUCAAAUUUAUAUAUAAAUCAGAAAUCAAAAACCCCAAAGCAAACCAGCCUUUAAGAUUAACAUAUUAAGCUGCAAUUUUUGUAUUGGAAAAUGUGUCAAUUUAUUUUUAUAUAUUUAUUGAAUUGGGAAAACUAUAUUUUAAAUUAUUGUAAAAAAACGAGAAAUGGAAGAUGAUAAAGUUUGGUCACAAAAUCAAAAAUCAAAAAAUUUAUACAUAAGCUCGAGGUCGAGCUUCUCUGAAAAGGGGGGGAAUUUGUUACGAAUAUAUUUUACAUAAAUACCGUUAAUGACUUCGAUGCGAAUUUCUUGCUGAGGUAAUGUUGUGUCGAAAGUGUAAUGCUGAGCUUGCAGAAACACAUAUGAAAAAUCUGUGAUAUAACGGUACAUCAAAAAUAUGGAAGGGAAUUCUUUGGCGAAUUAUUUAAUUAUUAUUACCGAGCAAAAUAGUCGAGAAAAAAAAAAGACCAAUGUUAGAAAUUCACACCUCUGUUUUUUUUCAAAUCCUUCCAUAUCUCGUUUUCCAAGUAUUAUUAGAGUUAUGGUAUUUUCGAAGUGAUUUUUUUAAAAUAGUAGAAACAGAUAAAUUUUAUUAUGUUGCACCUGUGGUAAAUUUUAAUGAAUCGAUUUGAAAGUUUGUUGUGUUAAAUGAGUUUUAUUUAAAAGCUGUAAAGAUAUUUAUCUUUAAAUGGUGUCGGAAAUAUUACGUUGUAUUGGCUGUGUUUUACGAAGAAAAUCAAUUUGAAUUUUGUUGUGUCGUUUUGAAUUGAGUUGGAAAUUUUUAAAAAAUCAAAUUGAAGAAAUCUGUGUCCUAUUCGUCGAGGUUUGAAUAUUCGAUUACGGUUCUAAGAUUGAAGAUUGGUUUUGAUUGGUCCAGAUCCCCCCUAACAGUACCUAUACUGCGAUGGUUAACAUUUUUUUUUUUUUUUAAUAUUGAAAAACUGUUGUGAAAUCUAAGUAAUAUUUUUAAUGAUUUUAUUUCGAAGCUUCGCUGUAUGCUAAGAAGAUUCUAUGUGUUGUGUGUUCAAUUUUUUAAUCAACCAGUUUUUGUAAUUUGAAUUUUAAAACGUGAAUGUGAAUAUUAUUCUUAAUUGCAAAAUGGUGGCCAUGUUUUGAUAAUUUAUAUACUCGAGGCUCGAGCUUUACCAAAAAUGUACAAAGUGAAUUUUUUAAAUGUAUUUUUAGUAAUCAACGGUAUGUGUAUGUGUAAUCCUAACUCAAACAAGUUACAUGCCAAAUUAAAUUAUUUUUUUGAUUUUCAUAA
Messenger RNA from Planococcus citri (citrus mealybug), 5906 nucleotides. RefSeq names its product heat shock 70 kDa protein cognate 5-like. Gene Ontology annotation, molecular function: ATP binding; ATP-dependent protein folding chaperone. Bases 225 to 1904 code for a protein of 559 amino acids. The transcript is spliced from 8 exons. The record is from RefSeq and is a predicted model, not a curated record. NCBI's taxonomy places the organism in Eukaryota, Metazoa, Arthropoda, Insecta, Hemiptera, Pseudococcidae. Gene Ontology annotation, cellular component: mitochondrion; cytoplasm.